AUGACGGACCACAGGCCCCACGGCCCACCCGGAAGCGGCGCGACGAACGGCAUGCCUGCCCGGACCUACUAUGAUUCGGGCAAUGGCAACGGCAACGCUCGAGGCGACGGUGAGCCGCCCCGCAAAAAGAUCAAGGACGAGCUCCCGAGCGUGCUCGUGCGCGAGAAGAAACAGAAGGCGUGCGCCAACUGCCGUCGUGCCAAGUUGAAGUGUAUCGUAAACGACGACUUUACCGAGUGUGUCCGCUGCCUCUCGCGCAAGGAGCGCUGCGUCUUCUAUCCGCGCGGCCACGACGAGGAUUACCAGCAAACCAUCGCCAACGACAUCAGCGCCAUUGCUGUGCAGACGCAGCACCUCACGCGAGCCAUGUAUCACAUAAUGCACCACAUGAUGGCGCAGAACGCCAUGCCGGCCCUCGACCCGCCGCUGCCCAUGUACGAGGCGCCUGAGCGCGAGACCUCGCUCCAGGGAUGGAGCGCCGAGCGUAACCGCGAGCUCGGCAAGAAGCGCAAGAGCUCGUCCCCCCGGGACGAUUCGUUCUCGCAGUUCGCCGGAGCUGGGCCCAACUUCAUGCGCCCGGCUGACAUGCACGUCGGCAUGGGGAUGACCGAGUCGAACCACCAGCAGAGCGGUGCCAUCCAGAACGGGCCUCUUCCCCAAGGUCCCGCGGCCCUCCAGCAGAACGGAGCCAUGUCUGUGCUCGGCGGCCUCGUGUCGUUCGACAACCAACGCACGCCCAACGAUCCGUCGAUUUCGCCCAUCGACACGGCCAGUUUUGGGCCCACAUCGCAGGGAAGUGUGCCUCCUCAAGUUUUAGGCACGUCUUCGCUGGCCGGCGGCGCGUUCGGCCUCCUCAGCGCACCCCGCCCUAGCGUGUCCCCUGAGGCCUCGAUGGCCAGUCUUCCCGUGGACCACGACCAGUUCGGCGCGUCCGAUCCGAGGCCCAACAUUGUGAAGCGCGGCGUCAUCAGCAACGAUGAUGCGACCAUCCUCGUGGACUUCUUCCACUCCAAGCUCGUGCGCUGGCUUUUCGGAUAUCGCCUCGAGUUUGACAAGUUCCCUUACAUUCCCAAUGGACCUUGCGUCAUGACGCCAUUCAUCCUGAGUGUGUUGUGCUUCAUCAGCUCGGAGCGUAUUCCCGCUAUGCACGGGCUGCAGCACACCCUCGGCAACGAAGUGAACCAGCUGCUCCUGAACUCGCCUGCCGACAGCUUCCUCAGCACACUCGACAGCCCGUUCUCGAGCAACGCCGCCCACCUCAACGCCAUCGGCGUCGGUUCGGGUAGCAGGGACGAUGGCGACGGCGAGGACGAACUCGAUCCCGAGCUUGGUAUUGGCCCCGAGGAGAUUGUCGGUGCAUGUAUGCUCGCGAUGUUCACGGUCGAUCGGGACAUUGCGAGCGCGAUCGCCGCGAGCGCGUUCAGCUGGGCGCGCGGCUGGAUUAAGUGGAACAGUCUCACCAUCCCGCUUCCCCCAACCUUAGGCGAGGUGUGCGGCCUCCUUCCCAUCAAGCGCGACGCGACGCAGGAGGACAUGGCGCGCAUCUGGUUGCUGUGCUAUAUCGUCGACGGCACUGAGGCCUUGCAGCGCGACAGCGCGAUCCUGAUCCGCCGCGACCCCAGCCCCUACUGCCACCUGCUACUUCCUGACACGGUGCUGCACGGAAAGCAGCGUCGGCCCAACGACGUACUCCUCGCGUUCCACGCGCGCCUCAUCUCCCUCCUGCGCGAAUGGUACUGCAGGCGCGCAAAUGUCGACGCGACCGUCGACGGCAUGGUCAAGCUCGCGAACAGCACCAAUGCCAACCUUGACUGGUGGCGCACCGAGCUCGACUCGUACAAGCUCGACGGGAUGUGGAUGCGCCACAUCAACCUGUUCUGGGAGUUUGCGCGCAUGCUUGUGAAUCGCACCACAGCCAAGAGCAUCGGCAACAAGCCUGAGGCGAUUCCGUCAUGGACGAUCGGCACGCAGGCUGCUGUCGGGUUCCUCGAGAAGUGCUCGCAGUGGCCGCAGCCCGACGAGCUGUCGUUCAUCCCGCCCGCGUACCUGAACAUGAUGUCUCUCGCCGGCACGGUCGUUUUUGAGUCGAUCAAGGAGCAACAGCGCCAAGGAGACAUGAGUGCGGUCCGGCCAGCGGAGGUCAUGCCGCUCCUCAACACGGUCGCGGACAUGCUCGAGAAGGGCGGUGUGCCGGACACCCACCCUGCGCGCCACCACGCGCGGCAGCUGCGCGAGUGCGCUGCGACGCGUAGCUCGCAGUGA
Molecule: messenger RNA, 2262 nt
Organism: Cutaneotrichosporon cavernicola
Lineage: Eukaryota; Fungi; Basidiomycota; Tremellomycetes; Trichosporonales; Trichosporonaceae
Exons: 3
Coding region: 1-2262 (753 amino acids)
Biological process (GO): regulation of DNA-templated transcription
Cellular component (GO): nucleus
Molecular function (GO): transcription cis-regulatory region binding; zinc ion binding; DNA-binding transcription factor activity, RNA polymerase II-specific
Source: RefSeq, a predicted model, not a curated record